UGCUCCGGACGGAAGUGACAAGACCGGGACCGGGACCGACGGCGGUGGCGGCGGCAGCGAGGAAGUGUGAUUGCGACCGCGGCACGGAAGAACGGUGUUUUCCACGCGAAGAAGUUCAACGUGUCUGCGAAGAUGGAGAUCGAAGUCUUGUCGGCGAAAUCCUCGAAGCCGAUAGCCAACGUGAAUGUAAAUCUAAGCACCACGAUCGGCGAAGUGAAACAGCAGUUGUACAAAUUGAAAAAGGCGCCGUAUGUCCAGAGGCAGAGUCUGAGGUUGGAUGCCAAGGGGAAAGCAUUGGCUGACUCGGAGACGAUUAAAUCCCUGUCGCUGAAGGCUGAUGGAAAAUUGUACUACAAGGAUCUCGGGCCUCAGAUUGGUUGGAAGACUGUGUUCCUGCUGGAGUAUGCGGGACCUCUGGUGGUAUACCUCUGGCUGUACCAGCGACCUUGGUUGUUCUAUGGAAAUGUGGACAGCAAUCUUCACUAUGUAGCCCAUUGGGCGGCAGUCGCCUGGACGGCGCAUUACGCAAAGCGUCUCCUAGAGACCAUGUUUGUUCAUCGUUUCAGCCAUGCAACAAUGCCGUUGCGUAACCUGUUUAAAAAUUGCUCCUAUUAUUGGCUGUUCACUAUGUAUGUGGCGUAUCACACAAACCAUCCGCUGUAUACGGCUCCCUCCGCGCUCCAGGCUUAUAUCGGUGCGGCGGCGUUCACACUCUGCGAACUGGGCAAUCUCAGUAUUCAUUUGGCUCUGAGGAAUUUGAGACCGCCGGGUACGACGGUCAGGAAGGUACCAAUGCCGACCGAUAAUCCUUUCACCACGCUCUUCAAUCUUGUUUCCUGUCCCAAUUAUACAUACGAAAUAGGCAGUUGGCUCGCCUUCACUGUAAUGACGUCGUGUCUUCCAGCUGGUCUGUUUACGUUUGCUGGCGCAUACCAAAUGACCGUGUGGGCAUUGGGCAAGCACAGAGCGUAUAAAAAGGAGUUCUCGCAUUAUCCGAAAAACCGUAAAGCCAUCAUUCCGUUUAUUCUUUAAAUUAUAGCAUUUAUUUAAGGAAUAAUGUAUCGAUAAUUCCCGAUACUGCGUUAAUUUUGUUUUGUUGCUAUUUUUAUUUUUGAAAAUAUUAAUUAAUGGAUAUAUUUUGCCAUUUGCGGCAAACGUCAAACGGUGGUGUCAAUUUCCUAAUAACGAAAUUCGUUAAAUAAUAAGAUUUACGCAUACCUAUUUUUUAUUUUUAUACAAGUAUUAGGAUGGGGUUCAUUUUUUGGUUAUAAUAAAAUAUAUUACGAAUAUAGCGCUGUUGUGUAUCGCGCCUUUAUUUCUCUGAAUAAAUAUAUACAUAUAUAUACACUUACAUAUAUAAUUACAGCAUAGAAAGAACAUAAAUAUACACAAAAUUAUUUUUACUAUGUAUAAAAAAUAUAUUCAAAUAUUAAUUUGUCAAAGUUAAUUUGUAAAAGUCUACAAUGUUCAAAUUCCUAAGAAAACGAUUAAAUGUCACAAACUUA
Messenger RNA from Monomorium pharaonis (pharaoh ant), 1505 nucleotides. RefSeq names its product very-long-chain enoyl-CoA reductase (gene Sc2). NCBI's taxonomy places the organism in Eukaryota, Metazoa, Arthropoda, Insecta, Hymenoptera, Formicidae. The record is from RefSeq and is a predicted model, not a curated record. The transcript has 5 exons. Bases 133 to 1032 code for a protein of 299 amino acids. Gene Ontology annotation, molecular function: protein binding; oxidoreductase activity, acting on the CH-CH group of donors. Gene Ontology annotation, biological process: very long-chain fatty acid biosynthetic process.